Messenger RNA from Parastagonospora nodorum SN15, 315 nucleotides. RefSeq lists its product as hypothetical. The record is from RefSeq and is a predicted model, not a curated record. NCBI's taxonomy places the organism in Eukaryota, Fungi, Ascomycota, Dothideomycetes, Pleosporales, Phaeosphaeriaceae. Bases 1 to 315 code for a protein of 104 amino acids. The transcript has 2 exons.
AUGACGGUACCGAGGACGGAAACGCUUGGAAGCGCGGGAAUUGAUGUGGGGUUUAAGAGGGACGAAGGGUUCAAGAGGGAUUCAAUGCAUCAGCGGAAACGGGAGCGAGAUGUUGAAGGGGAUGAGGGGGGUGGGAAGAGGAGGAAGGGGGAGGUUAUCGAUCUUACUGCUGAGGAGGGGGAGAGAGAUGGUGAGGGUAAGGGUGAUGUCAUUGAUCUUACGGGUGAACAUGAGGAGUGGGAGGGAGAGGUUGAUUACGCGCAGUCGAUAAUACAUCAUCAAUCUUGGAAUGGCAAGUCGAAAGCGAACUGUUAG